Messenger RNA from Saccharomyces mikatae IFO 1815, 1542 nucleotides. RefSeq names its product AAA family ATPase CDC6 (gene CDC6). Gene Ontology annotation, biological process: mitotic DNA replication checkpoint signaling; DNA replication initiation; cell division. The transcript has a single exon. Gene Ontology annotation, molecular function: DNA replication origin binding; ATP hydrolysis activity. The record is from RefSeq and is a predicted model, not a curated record. Bases 1 to 1542 code for a protein of 513 amino acids. Gene Ontology annotation, cellular component: nucleus. NCBI's taxonomy places the organism in Eukaryota, Fungi, Ascomycota, Saccharomycetes, Saccharomycetales, Saccharomycetaceae.
AUGUCAGCUAUACCCAUAACUCCAACUAAGCGUAUUAGAAGAAAUCUAUUUGACGAUGGCCUAGCAACGCCUCCACGGCCUUUGAAGAGAAAGAAGCUCCAGUUCACAGAUGUCACGCCGGAAUCAUCUCCUGAAAAGUUACAGUUUGGGGCACAGUCUAUUUUCCUAAGGACGAAGGCGCUCUUACAGAAGUCUUCUGGGUUGGUCACGUUGAAUAGUAACGAUGGCGCAUUGCCAGCAAGAACCAUCGAGUAUGAGCAGGUAAUGGAUUUUUUGGUAAGAGCGAUUUCCGAACACAGGUCGGAUUCGCUGUACAUCACGGGUCCACCUGGUACUGGUAAGACAGCCCAGCUUGAUAUGAUUAUAAGAAGGAAGUUUCAAUCUCUUCCACUCUCACUAUCAAUGGCUAAAUCGAAUGUUGCGCAGAAACAUGCGAAUCCACAGCUGCAGAACUUGUCCUGGUUUGAAUUGCCUGAUGGCAGACUGGAGUCCGUGGCGGUGACCAGUAUAAAUUGUAUAUCAUUAAGUGAACCGUCUUCCAUUUUCCAGAAGAUUUUUGAUUCUUUCCAAGAUCUCAAUGGUGCCACUUUACAAGUAAAAAGCAUGCAACAUCUACAAAGGUUUUUGGAGCCUUAUCACAAGAAAACUACAUUUGUGGUUGUGUUGGACGAAAUGGAUAGGCUAUUGCAUGCCAACACAAAUGAAACGCAGUCGGUCAGAACUAUUCUUGAGUUGUUUCUUUUAGCGAAAUUGCCCAGUGUGAGUUUUGUGCUAAUAGGUAUGGCUAAUAGUCUGGACAUGAAGGAUAGAUUUCUUUCUAGAUUGAAUUUGAAUAGAGGAUUGCUACCACAAACUAUAGUGUUUCAACCUUACAACGCUGAGCAGAUGUAUGAAAUCGUCAUACAAAAAUUGAGCAGCCUACCGACCAUUAUCUUCCAACCAAUGGCGAUCAAGUUCGCGGCAAAGAAGUGUGCUGGUAAUACGGGUGACUUGAGAAAGCUUUUCGAUGUCUUGAGAGGAAGCAUCGAAAUCUAUGAGUUGGAAAACCGGUUGUUGUUUUCAUCAACAAUCAAACCAACGAAAUCCACACAAGUGCCUUUGACACCAACUACUUCUCCCGUCAAAAAAUUGCAUCCUCAACCACAAGGUAAUAUAGGUUUGAACUAUAUAGCCAAAGUCUUUUCGAAAUUCAUGAACCAUAACCCCACAAGAACGAGGAUAGCUAAAUUAAACAUCCAGCAAAAAUUAAUUCUUUGUACCAUAAUCCAAUCAUUAAAACUAAAUUCAGACGCUACAAUCGACGAAUCAUUUGAUCAUUAUAUCAAAGCGAUAACCAAAACAGACACUUUAGCCCCGUUGCAAAGAAAUGAAUUUUUAGAAAUUUGUACAAUUUUAGAAACUUGUGGACUGGUUUCGAUCAAAAAGACGAAAUGUAAAGGGAAGACUAAAAGGUUUGUUGAUAAGAUUGAUGUUGAUCUUGACAUGCGAGAAUUUUACGAAGAGAUGACAAAAAUUUCAAUUUUAAAACCUUUUCUUCAGUAA